CCUACCUGGAAAUUAUGUUAAGCACUGACAUGUUUACGCUGUCUCUAGUAAAGACCCGUGUAUGAAGUUUGAAAAUAUGCUUCAAGGCCAUUGCUGAAGAUGAACGCCGGCUAGCAUUUUUGCACCCUUUGGCUAGCUUUCAGGGUAGACCUAGAUGGAUAGCUCCCCGAGCCCAUCUUUGGCAGCAACGACUGGAACUCAUGGUGGUCGCACCACCGGUCGCCAGCGGUCCAAGCCCAGGGAGUUUUGGCGAAAUGAUAAUCCACAGACGAAGCCAGCGCCUCGCGAUUUUUGUGAGGUCCAUGUCAGGCCCCCUGUGACGGUGACGAAGUCAACCGGCAAGAAAGGUGGGGCCCGCGGUGCUGGUGAUUCUCCAACUGCGCGACCGAGCGCUACAAAGCCCUUGCGUCUAUCGUCAGUGCUCGACAAGGCUAGCCCCCGCCCACAGCAAAUACAUAAGCGGCAAUCAAAUGCUCUGGAUGGCAGGCAUCCAGCGACAGAAGCAGGUGCUGCUGCUGCCAAAGGCAGCACGCAGCAUGCGGUUGCCGACAUAGGCAUGACCAAAAUUACAGGCUCUCCCGGCAUCGGGCUUCGGAACAGGAUUGCUAACUCCCCAAAGCAGCUUCGUAAGCGGCAAGAGGCGCUAGGUGACCACACCAAUCAACUGCUGACAUCUUCACCUGAACGGCCACGGCGCUCGCUCAAAAUCACCGAGGGCGCCUCGCCCGGCAAAUCUCCCGCACCACGCAUCACAGCUCCCGCACCCUUACCCGCAAACGGAGCGGGUCCGUCACAGCCCUCACAGCGUGCAGCUGGGGGCCAUGCGAACAAGCGGGCAGAGCAGGCACUAGCCGCUGCGGCUCCUCCUCCACGAGACACCGCAGCAGCAACAGGUGCCUCAGGCUCUGCCGCCGCCCCAGCCCCAGGGGUCGCCAAGCCCAAGCGCAGGGACCCUGUGCUGUUCUCGCUCAUCAAUGUCCGCUCGCAGGCUCCGGAUGCGGUUGACCUGACUGGGGGCGGUGAAGACGGCGAGGGCGGCCGCCGCACCCGUCGGGCCGCUGCCACCCGCAACGCCACGCAUGGUGGAUCUGCUGCUGCGGCAACAGGGCCAGCCGCGGCGGCCGCACCUGCGGGCCUGUCGGGUCGUGGGGCGGCAAACCCUCCCAGCAGCAGAGCUGUCAGCCCUCCCAAUAGCAGCACCACUAGUGACACGCUGGCUGCGAUUGCCGGGGCAGCAGCGGCAAUGGCGGCAUCAGCACGGCAGCGGCAGCAGCCAACGCAGAGCGGGAAGGCGGCGGUGGAGGGAGCCAAAGCGGACGGUCGGGGCCAGCAUAGUGCCGGUGGCCGUCGUGUGGUGUCGGCCGGCCCCGGGAAGAGGAGCAAUGCCGAUGCUUCCGCUGCUGAGGAGGGAGGACCUGCGGAGGCAGCGGGUCUUCGGAGUAAGAGCACGUCCCGGCUUCGCAACGGAGGGGUUGCACCGGCGGCAGACGAGCUUGAGGGAGGCGGCAAGCAGCAGCGGCGGGGUGCAAGCCGGCGUCCGGAGCCGCAGCAGCAGCCACAGGCGCAGCAGAAGCCGCAGCCUCUGCCGUCGAAGCAGCAACCGCAGCAGGAAAGCACGCGGCAGGAGCGUAGUCGGGAGCGGGCACGGCCUGGCAAGCAGCAGCAGCAAAAGCGACACGAGGAGGUAGAGGAGGAGAAGGAAGUAGACGAGGAGGAGGCUGCUCGUCCUUUCAAGCGGUCGCGCAAGGCACCUGCUGCACAAGUCGCAGCAGCAGCACCGGCCAAGUCUGCGCACCCGACAAAGCAGAACCCAGCCGCCGGGAAAAAGGAGGGAAGAGGAAAGGAGGCCAGGGCCUUAGUUGAGGCUGCAGAGGCUGUGGUAGCGGGUCGUACGGAGAGUGCUAGACGGCAGCAGCAGCAUCAAGAGGAGGGUCGGCUCCGUAGCGGCAGCAGCAAGCGGGGCGGUGCUGCAAAGAGCGAACGACGAAGGGCCGCAAUCGCAGAGGAGGAGGAGGAACAGGCGGCCGAUGACGGCGCGGUGGCAACAACGGCGGCAGCGCAAGAGGAGGAGCAGCAGCCACAACAGGAGGAGGAAGCAGAGGAGGAGGAGGAGCAACAGCAGACGAAGCCCGUGGCUGCCACAUCCGUAAGGGCUGCUUCCGCAGCUACUACAAAGGAGGGGGGAAGCGGCGGCGGCAAGCAGGGAGCCAGCAGCGGCGGCAGCGGCUCCCAUUUGGAUGCGGCUGCUGACGCGGCGGCCGCGAAUGCGGCAGUGGGGCUUCUGGCCAGCCUUGCCACCACCAGCGGCAACAGCGCCCUGUGCGAGACGCUCCAUAACAUGUCGCUGCCGCUGCUAGGCGCUGUGGGGACGGAGAAGGCGGGGCAGUCGAGGCAGCAGCAGGGGCCCCAGCGACACCAGCAGGGGCCGCAAGUGCAGCAGCAGCAGCCGGACACGCAGAGGGCUACAACAACGGAGGGUAGGAGAGCCGCCGGCAAAGAGGGUAAGAAGCGGCGCCGGGGCCAGCCAGCCCCCACAACGGUUACUGCUCCUGCCGCUCUGGCGGGUGCUGCCUCGGACCGCGAGGCGAUCCAGUCCCGACCCACAUCGGCACAUGCAACCGUUCCGGGACCGCAUGAUGAGCCUCCUGCUCAGGCAACGGAGGAAGAUCCGGGUCUGGAAGCCACCCAGGAAGUCGAAGCGGUGCAGCACCUGGAUGACCAUGCAGAAGCAGCUGCACCUGCAGCGGCAGCGGCAGAAGCUCCUCUGGGAGAUGCUGAUGGUCCCGACAGCCGCAGCCAAAGCGCUCUUGGUUGCUCUGCUGGCCGUCCCCGGGAUGUUGGUGCUGCUAAUGCUGCCGCAGAUACCCUAGUCCCCGCUGUGGAUGCUGCGGGCGCGGCCGCUGCAGCGGAUGGCGACACGGCUGCGGCUGCGGUUCCUCGCCCGUCCGCAGGCCAAGUCGCUGCCAUGCACGGUGCCGCUGCUGCAGCUGCCGUUACAGCCCUCCCCACGGCAGCGGCGGACGCUGAUGCAGCAGCGGCGGGAGACGGGGAGCCGGCGGGGACGGCGCCUGGACAGGCCUGGUCGCCGCCGCCCUCUCAUUACCACCACCAUCAGCAGCAGGAGCAGCAGCAGUACGAGCAUCACGAAGAGCAGCAGCAGCAGCAUCCAGGAGCGGCGAUGCUGCAGGUGCCGCGUCGGGUGGAUUCGCCCGCAGAAUCCGUGGCGCAGUCGAAUGUGCCCCAACCCCGGGGCCGCGGAGCAGCAGGGGGAGGGGUUGAGGGUGAGGACGGCGCUGAGGGCGCAUGGCUGCUUCGCCCGCGGCCCCGGGGCGGGCAGGCAGGACCCGGGGGGCUGCCGGUGGGGUCCUCCGCUGGUCUGCGGCUGAGCGCGGCCGAGGUGGUGGAGGGCUGGGGCGGCGGGCUGCUGCAGCAGGAUGCGGCUGCCGGCUUCCUGAGGCGGCCGACCAGGCCGGCCCCUCCGCCGCCUCCACGAUUCCCUGCCUCGCCUGCUGACCCCGCGGCCCAAGGCCUGCGCCAGGCUCCCGCCAGCAGCUUCAACGGCGGCAACCGAGACGCGGGUGGCAGCGGGGGCUUUGGCGGUGAUUACCGCCUGCAGCAGCAGCAGCAGUCCCUCCUGAAUGGCAGUGGCAGUGGCGGCGCGGGCCCCCAUGCAGCGCACCAGCCUGCGAUGGGACACCGGGGCUACGCAGCUGCUGGCAUGGGGAUGCGGGACGGGUUGCGGGAGGCAGCUGAUGCCGUACCGUACGAUAGGAGGGAAGCCUGGGAUGCGGCGGCAGCGGGCGUGGAGUCCCAGCACGGCCAUUGGGCUCCGCAGGAGGGGGAGAGGGUGACGCUGCAGGAGGCUGGAGCCAGCGGCAGGUGCAGGGAGGGGCAGGGGGGCAGACGGGAGCUGCAGACUGGCAGCAGCAGCAACAGGGGCUGCAUCCUCUUGAUCAGGCGUCGCAACAACAACAGCAGCAUCAACCUCCUUACCGAUCCGGUCAGCUGCAGCGUCCGGGGCUUCCGCAGCCGCCGCUCGCACAACAAGAGCUGCAGAAGCAGCACCAGCGGCGUUAUGAGCAGCAGACUCAGCAGCCGCAGCAGCACUACGACGGGGAUGACCAUGACCUCCCUGGUCAUAUGGAUGCUCGCAUGGUGCUGGGAGGCCGCGGCGGGCACCGAGAGCAGGAUCCGUACGAGUUCACGGUGGGCUCGGAUGACCGGAACGCCUGGGAUCACGCAGCUCCCCGGCAAGCGGCCUACACGACAGGCCCCGAGCUGCAAGGGCCGCCCCCUCAUCACCACCAGGAGCGCCAACAGCAGCCGAACCACCACUUCCAACAGCAGCAGCAGGACCGCUACCAGCAACAACCACAACAGCAACCGCAGCCACAGCGGUAUUUUAGUAACCAGGCCGCAGCGGCAGGGGCUUCCGGGGGCCCCGGGGUUUACGACAUGCAGGCGCCGUACGACCGCACGGGUGGCCACCCCAUGGAGGAAGACACUCAGGGCGGUGGCGGCCAGGGGCCUUAUGGGGCUUUUGCGGAUGGGCGAGAUGGCCACAACGCCCUUCAGUCUCCCCAUGCGAAUCCGCGCGCGCAUGGGCAGGGACGGCCCUGGGAUGGUGGUCAUCCCACCAGUCCUCGAGGUUACGACCCCGCCUCUGCAACCCUGCCGCCGGGGCCAGCUCCCGACAUGGCCGCGCAGCAGCCGCAACAGCAGCCGUAUCCGGCGGCGCGCGUGGCUCCCACACGUGACCCACGGGUCAUGCCAGGCACCGGGAUGCCGCCCGUCCCUGGACCAGCUGCGCCGCAGGGUCACCGUCCCGGUGACUCCCAGCGCACCAUUGUCCGAGGCGGUGGCGACGCCAUGGAUGUGGAUUGCGGCGGUCGGGGGCCCAGCGCACAGCCCCGGGGCCCGCCUCCCCCUCACCCCCAACAGCAGCAGCAGCAGGCCUCUCAGCAGCAGCCACUACGUCCCCAGCCGCCGCCCCCUCAGCAGCAGCUGCCUCCGCAGCAGCCCCUCUUCCGUGUGCCCACCCUGCGCGGGGGGCUGGUGCCGCCCACCCUCCGAUCCACCCGACCUGCGGCACCGCUGCAGCAACAGCAGCAACAGGAGGGGGCCCCCAACCCCCACAACCCCACCUCCCAUCACCCGCACCCCAGCCUCAGUGGCUUCAGCAAUGCGGGAGGGGCUUUCCAGGUGGCUCGCUCGGCGGCAACAGUGGGUGCAGCGGCCUCGGCGGCGGCGGGGCCGCCCCCACACCCGCAGCAGCAGCAGCAGCCUCCCACUCGGCCUGCGGGCUCAACUGGAACGGCGGCGGCUCCACCCAAUCCAGCUGCCGCCAUGGACAGCAUCCGAAUGGCGCUGGCGCGAGCGGAUCAGAUAGCGCAGCGGAACAGGACGCGGCAGCAGGAGGUGGUGGAGCGAGAGGAGGACGGUUGGACGCUGGAGCAGGUUCAGCUGCUGCAGUCCGCCUACUUUCGCGUGGAGCCCACCCACCCGCAGUUCUGGGUGGAGGUGGCCAAACAUGUGCCCGGCAAGACGGCAGCCCAGUGUUUUGCGCGCGUCUUCUCCUCGGGCGGCAACCGCGAGGAGCGAGCCAAGCUGUCCCGACUGCUGCGCCGGGCGGCUCCGGAGGGGGCAGGCGGCGCGGGGUCGGGCGCGGGCGGCAGCGGGAGGCCCAUGACUCUGGCGGCUGCACGCAAGAAGGCGCAGAAGGCGCAUGAGCGGGACCAACUGGAGCGGCUGAUGCGGCUGACGGGCACUGACCCGUGGGUCGGUGGGGCCUCGGACGGGGAAGCGGAGGAAGACGAUGAGGAGGAUGUCGAGGGCGAGGAGGCGGAGGGCGACGAGGAGGAGGACGAGGCGCAGUCCAAGACCGCUGCCGGUCGCAAGGCGGGUGCGGGCGGGGGUGGUAAGCGGCGAGGGGGCGCCCGUCGUCCCGCUCCGCACCUGGGUCUCCCCGACGACCCCGAGGAGCUGCGUCUCAUCGUUGAGGAGCUGCAGCAGAAGCACCAGGCGGACCGCUUCAUCACCUCCUUCCUGCGCAAGCAGGGGGGCUGGGCCAAGUGGCACCGCGCGGUGCGGGACGCGCAGGAGCGGAGGCUGCG
Molecule: messenger RNA, 6113 nt
Organism: Astrephomene gubernaculifera
Lineage: Eukaryota; Viridiplantae; Chlorophyta; Chlorophyceae; Chlamydomonadales; Astrephomenaceae
Source: the annotation of a GenBank genome assembly